Pomacea canaliculata is the source of this 5173-nucleotide messenger RNA. RefSeq lists its product as uncharacterized. The record is from RefSeq and is a predicted model, not a curated record. The coding region runs from base 1198 to 3693 and encodes 831 amino acids. NCBI's taxonomy places the organism in Eukaryota, Metazoa, Mollusca, Gastropoda, Architaenioglossa, Ampullariidae. The transcript has 21 exons.
CGAGGCUAUUCAGGAACGUACGUUUACAAAUCCAGUAAGCCAUGUUGAGAAUGUUUCUGUUGGUAUUCAUUUGGUUGUUGCAACGAUCUUACGGAGACCUACCAUCUCUCUGCAGUGAUGGCUACUUGGAAGUGAUUAACGGGACGGAGACAAAAUUUAUUUGCUCCAAUUUUUUAGGAACUCAAACUAUUAGAUGGUACUUUAAGGGAAAUACAAUUGCCACAUGUAGCCCAUUACAGUCUCAGAAUGAACAAAACUGUAUUGUAACUUAUCUACCAGUAGUGUUCAUUGUUAGCAGGACAUCGCCAACAACAAGUGUUGUGACAGUUAAACCUAUUUUUAAAGAUAAACAGUCCAGCUUAUCGUGUGAGAUCGCCGACACAAAAGCCAUCAGCAACUGUCCUGUAGAUUUAACAUAUUCUGCAACUGUCUCCUCCUGUACUGUCGAGUUCAGUGGCAGCACGUGGACAGUUUCAAGCCAGUGCAAUGUUACAAAAGUUUACUCGUCACUAGCCAGAUACAGGUGUGAUCUUUACCAAAGAAUACAGAAUGAUCCAGAAGAAAGACGUGUUAAUAGUUCGCCAAUGUCAACAUCAAGUAUCACCGAGGCUGACUAUUUCUCUGGUUAUUGUAGCAUGACCAGCUUUCUACCUUCUGACGGGACAUACAACUACAGAGUGAUGUUGAUACCAGGCUAUGUCAAUGUUACUCCUCCUUUCAACGGAAAUAACUUUAUAAGAACUCCAAAAGGUUAUUUAUCACACAACUGCCCCACAUCUGUAUCUGAAUAUGGAAACCUACAGUGUGCAUGUUCAGUCACAGACAGAGGAAGUCCUCUAGGAGAAAUUCGCUGGCAAAAGUCAUCCACAAAUGAACUGUCGCUGAAUGGUGUUCUAAGAGCUCAGAAUGGAAACAUUUUGACAUGUGUGCUUACGUGGAAUAGAACAGAAAUACAAUUUCUACAUUACACCAUCAUCGUAACAUACCCACCCAGCGACAUACAGUUUAAGGUAAACGACAUAGAAACUGUAAAUGCCACAGUAAAGGAAAAUUCCACAGUGAGGAUGGGGUGCCUGGCGGAUGGCAGACCCACCCCAAGCAUGCGUUUGAAUCUCCAUCAACAAAAACACUGUCCUGAACACCAGUCCUCGUGGAAAUGUCACUGUUAAUGAUAUCAGAGCGACAGUCACUUAUGACAUGGAGUCAGUGCAGUGCCAAGACACAGGAGAGUAUGAAUGUGAAGUGGACACUGGUCCUGGACAGACUCACAAGCGAAUCUCAUUAUUUGUAAUGUGUGCUCCAAGACAAACAACUCAAGACAUUUAUUCAGGGACAUUCAACGGCGGGGAGGCGAGACUAGAGUUUAAAAUCAUUGCUUACCCACCGCCUGUUGAGCUGUCUGUAUUUUACAUAGGACCCUCCCUAAAUGAUACUACUUUGAGAAAGAUGGAAUAUAAGAAUACUGUUAGCUUUGUGUGUACAUAUGACAAUUUGUUAAGGUACAUGGUGACAUGCACAGUGACUCUCUUCAAUGAAACAAUAUUCAGUACCGGAGUUUACAAUGCUGUUUUCAGCAACGGUCUUGGAAAUAUUUCACUGACAUUUGAGAUCAAGGAACAUGUAGAUACACCAGGGCAGUCAAAGGCUGAAGUAGCAGGACCUGUCGCUGGUGGAGUUAUAGGUGCUGUCAUUGUCAUCGCGUUGGUUGUCAGUGCAGUCAUCUUUAUCAUCAGAAGAAAAAGAAGUAGAUUUGACGGAGGCACAGGAACGACUCCGGCAAUGACUUCUAAAACUGAUCCUCAGAGAAUUGUCACAGUGUCACUGUGUAAAGAUGGUAAAUAUCUGGAAGUAAAGGAGGGUCGGGAUGACAACAGGUUUGUCUGUACAGGAUUGACAGCUGAGCAAACAGUCAGCUGGUUUUGGGGAACAACGUUUAUACUUAAGUGUACAGCUUCAGCCUGUGAGGCAAAUUAUUUCUCCACGUACUUCAAGAUUAGCAGAUCUUUACCGACUGAGAGCGACAUUACAGUGAAUGCCACCUCCCUCUCAGAUUUAGGCAACUCAGCAUUAGCUAACCUGACAUGCCAUGUGUCAGGUGACAAUAAGGACACUUGUCAGCUAGAUGUCGUCUAUCCUGCUGAAAAUCCUCAGUGUCAGAUUCAGUUUAGUGGAGAUACAUGGGAAGUAAUCAGCCAUUGCACUGUUUCAAAGGUCCGCUCAAGGAGAGACAGAUAUGGCUGUUAUUUAUACCAAAUUUCAGAGCAAUUAACUGCUCUUUUCUUGGGUACUUUUACAACAUCCUUAAAACCCUCUUCAAAAGCUAAUUAUUUUUCUGGUGAGUGUCAAAUCAAGAUUACUCUCCCUUCUGAAGGAAAAUACAACUACAGUGUCAUCAUUAUACCUGGUGAAGUACAGGUGUUUCCUUCCUUUAAUGGAAGUAAUGAAAUACGUCGUCCAUCUGAAUCUCCUCAACACAACUGCCCACGAUAUGUAACGGAGAGCGGUGACAUAAACUGUCUCUGUUACUCGGAUAACCUUGGACUUCCAUCUGGUUCUCUUAUCUGGAGAGGAACCAACUCGCCGAAGCUGACGUUAGACCAAGUGAACAGGACAUAUAGUGGGACAAGUAAUACUUGUAUCUUGAUGUGGAACAACACUGCUGUACAAAGUACACAGUAUACAGUCACAGUAAACUAUGCAUCCCGAGUGCUGAGUUUUAAGAUCGACAACAAAGCAGACGACAUUGUAACUGUAAAGGAAAACACAAACGUGUCCGUUGUUUGUCAAGCUGAGGGGAGACAACUGCCGACAAUACAUUUAUUUAAAAGAAGCAGUGAUAACCAAGAUCUUGAGCUAGCCUCAACUAAUAAUACUCUGGAGCUUCAAUACACUAUGACAGCCGUGAAGUGUGAAACAACAGCCAUUUACACUUGCAAAUCAGAAAAUAAUAUCUCUGGAGACCAAAAAUAUAUUCGACUAAUUGUUUCCUGUGCUCCUAGACAAACAAUGCACGACUCUUAUUCUGUGACAUUUAAUGGUGACAAGGCCAGACUGCACUUUAAAUUCCUUGCUGACCCAGCGCCAAAUGUGUUGUCCAUAUUUUCCAUCAAAUCUUCACUAAAUGAUACAACUUCAAGAAAAGUUGAAUAUCAGAACAGAGUAGAAUUUGACUGUAAAUCUGAUCAAUUGUACAGGUAUAUGGUCACCUGCACAGUGACUCUUCUCAAUAAAACAGCAUUUAGGCCUGGAGUUUAUGAUGCUGUUUUCAGCAAUGACCUGGGAAAUAUUUCACUUACAUUUGAGAUCAAAGAACAAGUCGACUCAACAGGGCAAUCAAAGUCUGAAGUAGCAGGACCUGUUGCUGGGGGAGUUAUAGGUGCUUUUGCUGUUAUCACGUUGGUUGUCAGUGCAGUCUUCUUUAUCAGAAGAAAAAGAAGAAAACCAGAUGAGAGAGGCUUACAAACAAACCAGGUGUUGACUCCAAAAACUUCUGAGAGAAGUUUAGAAACAUUAUAUGACCAUCUACAAAGGGGAGAUAUCAACAACCCAUCUGUUUACCAAACACUAGAACCUCUGCAUGCUCCAAAAUAUAAAGAUCAAGGAAAGUCACAUGAAGCUCCAAUUGAUCUGCAUGAAAACACAAGAGGAACACGACACAAAGAGAUAAUCUACCAGAACACCACAUUUUGUUAAACUAAUCUUUUUGUACUGCUUUUAAUUUUGUUGAUAAAGAAGCACAUUGUCCAGUCCUCCAGAGACAAGUUCCCUCUUAUUAAGGCUGUUCAUCGAUGCCACUACAUUGGUAAAUAUAUUUGUUUCCUUGGUGCUUUGGGGAGCAUUUGAGAGAAAGAUAGUAAUGUCAGUCAGCAAAGGUCAUUUUUUUUCAUUUAUCAAACUUCACUGUUACUUGAUACUAUGUAAAAUGUUAUUAAAAAGAAAGUUUGCAGUCUUUGUGCUUCACAUCCAUUUCUAUGCAAUUUUCUAAGUUUGGGCAGACACAUCACUUUGAGAGGUUUCACACCAUACAUGUAUUUUUUCAAAAGAAAUUAUUAUUCCACCGUCAAAUGUUGGUUUGUCUCCUAACCCACAGAUGAUAAGUAAAGAUGUUAAGCACCUUAAAAUAUGGAAAUAAUGCCAUUUAGCUAGGAAUGAUCGACAGGUAUUGUGACUACAUUUUAGCUCCUAUCAACUUGGUGUGGUUAUUUAGUUUUAAUUUACCUCUUCCCCACCAGCUGCACGAGACCUAACAUUUCCAUCGACAUUGGUAAGCUUUCUUGCCGGCACAAACUAUGAAACAUAGACAUAUAUGUCUCCUUAUACACCGUGGAAUGUAUCGGCAAGUUAUAGCAUCAAUACACAUGUCCGUACACACUGUGACAAUUAUGGGCAAUUUUAUGAAUGAAGAUGAGAAUGUUGAUCUAAAGUACAGCCACUGCUUAGGCUAAAGUUGAACCUAGAAAAAUUCUGAUUUAUUAAGACACGCCAAAGCCCUCGAGUCGGUAAAAUAGCUCUGGGUAGUUAACUCAAGUAAAAGGAUAUGAAUAGCAGUUGAACAGUUGACCAGGUAGAAGAAAUAAUUAAAAGUUUCUGUAUUUUAUAUGUACUGCUUGGGUAGCCUCCCUUGCUAUGAAACGAUGUUUUGUUUUCUUACAACCAGUUAGCUAAGUAUUUUAAUUAUAAAAUAUCUUAAGAUAAACAUCAAUGACAUGAUUUUAUUGUUGCUCAAGACGACUUCCCAUAUACAAGAAAAAUAGAUAUUGUGCAGUAACUUAAUUGUUUAUCCCAAAAGCACCUAAACGAUGAAAAAAAAUUAAGGCUGUGUAGAAAGCAUGUUGACAGUUGCUGCCCGCCACGCAUGUUUUGGUGACUUCACAGGCCGGAUCUCUAUAAUGAAUAAAGAACGAGCCCACGUGUCUAAGUAGAAACUAAAAUUGUACCGGAAAGCUUAGUAAAAACCCAGGAUAGAACAACACGAUCGAGGGAUCCGGUACCAGCACAAUAAACCACCAAUGCAGAUUUGGCAGGCCUCGUAUACUCCUAAAAACUAGGAGAAACAACAGGAAAAAAGGACACAAACACGUAUACAGUUGACCACCAAUGCGGACUUCGCAAAGCUCGUAGACAUAAACAGGUAAACAGGGCACAAACAACAGAAAACACCUGUGGUGCAGGU